CGAAAAGCAUACAUCGUGACACAACAAUAUCGGGAUCAAAUCCAAGACUACAUUAAUAUGAAACUAUACCAAAUCCUUACUCUAACAAGUGGGGUCGGAGCUGUCUGGCCUGCCUUUCUCGGGUCCUCGGCCUGCAAUAUUGAGUCCAAGGCAAAUGUCCCCGGCGUUCUGGCUGUUGCAGCUAAGGCAUCCAGAGAAUUCGCCACGGAGACCCUUCCGCAUGCGAUUGACCAAAGCACGAAAUGGGUCGUUGCAAACCCCUUUUCAUGCGGUGGUGCAGUGGUCGGGCUGCUUUCUAUGGCCGCACCCGGGCUGGUGGCAACUCCUCUACUGGGCGCCAUGGGUUUCGGGGCAGAGGGUAUUAUUGCGAGUUCCUAUGCGGCCACCAUCCAGAGCGCCUUCGGUAGCAUUAUAUCACCUUCCCUAUUCGCGACAUUGCAGAGCGCCGGCGCUGGUGGAUAUGGAGUGGCAAAGGUGUACUCAGCCAUCCAAGUGAGUGGCGCAAUUACUUCGUCCGUGGUUGCUUGGGUAAAGUCAAAGUCGGGAUUGAAGGCUGUUGAGAGCUCUCCGAGGGCGGCGCAGGCUAGCUACUUCAAUUUGAAUACCGACAACUUUGUCCUAACCGAUGGAUCCAUCAUCGUGGGACUGGUGGCAGCGGUGGGUCUAGGUAUUCUUAUAGCUUCCCAACGGCGAAGAGUGAAAGGGGGAACCUAGAAUUUGGGUGGUGAUAUCAAGAUCGGCAAUUGGAAAUGAUUAAGAGUUCCUAAAAGGCAAGAGUUAAAGGAACAUAUAGUCGUGUCAAAAGUUACUAAUCUAAAUUGACUGGGAUACGUG
Molecule: messenger RNA, 834 nt
Organism: Ilyonectria robusta
Lineage: Eukaryota; Fungi; Ascomycota; Sordariomycetes; Hypocreales; Nectriaceae
Exons: 3
Coding region: 58-714 (218 amino acids)
Cellular component (GO): membrane
Source: RefSeq, a predicted model, not a curated record